Dovyalis caffra is the source of this 3048-nucleotide messenger RNA. NCBI's taxonomy places the organism in Eukaryota, Viridiplantae, Streptophyta, Magnoliopsida, Malpighiales, Salicaceae. The record is from the annotation of a GenBank genome assembly.
AUGGAAUCGCCAGCUUGGUUACCGCAACGAGAAGUAAGGCCGCCGCCAACUGCCACGGAAGCAGGAGUUGCAGCAGCUAUGCUUCCACCGGAGAAUUCCGUUGUUAAUAAUGCACACAGUAGCCAUUCAGUUCCGGCGCCGACAUUCAGUUACAACGUGAUCCCUAAUAUGUCUUCCGGUGCGGCUAUGAAUCCUAAUCCACUGGGACCGCCUGUCCCAGUUCCUGGCCAGGUUUCAUCUGCUAGUCCUUCCUUUUCAUAUAAAAUUCCGCAAACUGGGCUUGGUUUUCCUGGCAAUCAGCAGUUCCAAUCCGGUGUUGACAAAUCACCUGCAAUUGCCCAAGGCAUUGCACCGUCAGCGGCACCAAUUGCAUCUCAGUCUGGUCCAUUGCCCCUUCAUUCUCCUUCAAGUUCUUCAAUGAAUGCAUCUUUAUCUCCUAACCUGGGCCCGACACCUUCACAGGCACCAGCUGCUGCUCCUUUUUAUAUGCCCCUUGGAUUGCCUAGAACCCCUGGCAUACAUGCACCCCAAGGAUUGGUACCAGCUGCACCAAUGACCCAGCCAUCUGGAGCUGUUGAUUCUUUACCUUCAGGAGUUCAGAGACCCAUCGUGCCAACAAUGCCUCCUGCAAAUGCAGUUCAGCAGCAAACAUACCCAACCUACUCAUCUUUACCUGCCAUGGCUGCUUCCCCACAGGCACUCUGGAUGCAAACCCCAUCCAUAGGAGGCAUGCCUAGGCAACCACUUUUGCCACAUCCUGCUGCUUUUCCUGGGCUCUUUCCUUUGCCUGGACAAGGCAUGCCUCAUCCUUCUGUUUCGUUGCCUGAUUCUCAACCUCCUGGCGUUGUUCCUGUUGGACAUGCAGGUGCAAAUCCCAUGUCUUCUUCUGCUUCAGUUCAUCAGUUACCAGGUGCUCCUGGGAUGCAGACAGAAUUACCUCCUCCUGGAAUUGAUAACCAGAACCAUCUCCAUCACCACCACAAUGGCAACAAGGAUAAUGCAGCUGUUAGUGAACCAUCACAUGCGUGGACUGCUCACAAGACUGACACAGGAGUUUUUUACUAUUAUAAUGCUGUGACUGGAGUGUCAACUUAUGAGAAACCACCUGGGUUUAAGGAGCCUGAGAAGGUUCCUGUGCAACCAAUUCCAGUUUCAAUGGAAAAUUUGGCUGGCACAGAUUGGGCAUUGAUCACAACAAAUGAUGGCAAAAAAUAUUACUACAACAACAAAACUAAGUUUAGCAGCUGGCAGAUUCCUAGUGAGGUGACAGAAUUGAGAAAGAACCAGGAAGCUGACUUAUCAAAAGAACAUGCAAUGUCAAUGUCAAUGUCACAAGUUAAUGCUUUGAAUGAAAAAGGAUCUGCUCCAAUUAGUUUGAGUGCUCCUGCUGUUAACACCGGUGGUCGUGAUGCCGCAGCUCUUAGAGUUUCAAGUGUGCAAGGAGCAUCAUCUGCUCUGGAUUUGAUAAAAAAGAAGUUGCAAGAAUGUGGAGCUCCAGCUAUUUCUGCCCCUGUUUCAGUUUCAUCAGGAGCAGCAGCAUCAGAUUCAAAUGGCUCAAGAGUUGAAGCUGCAGCUAAGGGCUUGCCAAGUGAGAAUAGCAAAGAUAAGCUGAAGGAUGCUAAUGGGAAUGGUAAUAUAUCUGACUCAUCUACGGACUCUGAGGAUGAAGAUGAUGGGCCAACAAAGGAAGAGUGCAUCAUCCAGUUUAAGGAGAUGCUUAAGGAACGUGGAGUGGUACCAUUCUCAAAAUGGGAGAAGGAGCUUCCGAAAUUAGUGUUUGAUCCUCGUUUUAAGAAAGCAGUUCCUUUUCCGUGCUGCAUGCAUGCAGAUUUCAUACAUCCAAGGCGCUGUAAAGUUAAUUUGUUGUGUGGUUCUUAUUGUGAAAGGUCUGAUCCGUUUCAGGCUAUUCCAAGUCAUUCUGCUAGAAGGUCUUUGUUUGAACACUAUGUUAAAACACGUGCUGAGGAGGAACGCAAGGAAAAGCGAGCAGCUCAGAAGGCUGCAGUGGAGGGAUUCAAGCAGUUGCUGGAGGAAGCAUCAGAGGAUAUUGAUCACAACACUGAUUAUCAAACUUUCAGAAAGAAACGGGGAAAUGAUCCAAGGUUUGAAGCCUUGGACCGCAAAGAUCGAGAGCAUUUAUUAAAUGAAAGGAUUCUUCUUUUGAAGAAGGCAGCACAAGAAAAAGCUCAAGCUGAACGUGCUUCUGCUGCUGCCAGUUUCAAGUCCAUGCUUCGAGAUAAAGGAGACAUAACUGUUAAUUCGCGUUGGUCCAGGGUCAAGGAUAGUCUAAGGAAUGACCAAAGAUACAAAUCUGUAAAGCAUGAGGAUAGAGAGGUUUUCUUCAAUGAGUAUUUGUCUGAAUUAAAAGCUGCAGAGGAGGAAGCAGAGCGAGAUGCAAGAGGCAAAAGAGAGGAGCAGGAUGUAAAUGAAUAUGUCCAGCUCUCUUCCACCUUAGUUCAGGACAAGCUGAAGGAGAGGGAGCGAGAGUUUCGAAAACGGAAGGAAAGAGAAGAACAAGAAAUGGAAAGGGUGCGUGUGAAAGUUCGGAGGAAAGAAGCAGUUGCAUCUUUUCAAGCUUUGCUUGUGGAAACAAUUAAGGACCCUCAGGCAUCUUGGACCGAGUCAAAACCAAAGUUGGAGAAGGAUCCACAAAGACGUGCAACAAAUCCUGAUUUAGAUCCAUCUGAUAUAGAGAAGCUCUUCCGGGAACACAUCAAGAUGCUGCAUGAGCGAUGUACAAAUGAUUUCAAAGCUUUGUUAGCUGAAGUUGUAACUGCUGAAGCAGCGACCCAGAAGACAGAAGAUGGGAAAACAGUCCUUGAUUCAUGGUCAACAGCUAAACGACUUCUAAAGCCGGAUCCUAGGUAUAACAAGAUGCCUCGGAAAGAGAGGGAAGCUUUGUGGCGUCGAUAUGCUGAGGAGAUGUUGAGAAAGCAGAAGUCUGCACCGGAUCAGAAGGAAGAUAAGCAAACAGAUUUUAAAAAUAGAAGCUCAAAUGAUUCAGGAAGAUAUCAAUCAGGAUCGAGGAGAACAAAUGACCGAAGAUAG